GUUGAUUUACCAGUUUAGCUACAUAGCUAUCAUGUUUGUAACCUGUGUAUUUUAUGUCCAAACAAAGCCUAAAUUUUUUUUUUUUUGCCAAAUAGUUGUCACACAAGGAUCACGUAACUAAGUUAACGUAGACUAACUAGCUAGCUAUGGAUUUGUCCGUUUUUGUGCGCCAGAGUUAGCCAUCGUACAGUAAUACACCUAACGAGUCAAACGCUGUGUUGGCUGGUUAACGCACGUAGCAGUAAAUGUUCCGAAAAGAUUCAGUUUAAAAAUGUUUCUCGUGUUGUCUUUCUGAUUGUUUCAAAGAAUAUUGCGCGUGUUUAGACAAUGUGGAAUCACACCGGGAGCAGGAGUUCUGCACUGGAGAGGGCGCAGGCGCAGCUCUCAGGGCGGAGAUUUUUUAACAAGUCGGACAACAGUCCAGCAGAUGAGCUUCAGGAAUACAUGGAUGCGCUGAUCAAGAAGAAAACUGCGCUACAAGUGAGACGCACGUAUGAUGAUCUGAGUGACAUCUCCUCAGAUGACAGAGAGAGUGAGCAUAAUAAUCCUGUGACUGGCAUUGCUGAGAAAAGACUGCUGGACAGUCCGACGGUAAGGCCAAGGGGUGGCCAGGGGAGCAGGUUUCUCAAGAAAGUACCACCGAAAGCUGUGACCAGUAGCCAGUCACCAGCACUCAGCAGGGCAGGCGCGCAGAAGGAGGAGCCCAGAAGCGUGGCCUCCUCUCGGCAGGGCUCACAGAGCGCAGCCCUGACCAGACUGGCACUCAUCGAAGACCGCUUCAAAAACCGCUUUCAGGCGAGGGAAGGCCCGGUCACAGAUGCGCCGGACCGUGAGGACACGCCCCUGACUGCUCAGUCUCACGGCGAGCUGAGCGUUCAGGGAAGCCGUUUCCUCAAGAAGAAGAGCGCUUCUGUUACUCGGCGGCAGGAUCCGGAGCCAGUUAAGGCUAGCAGGGCCAGCGCUCCUCAGCUGAGCUUUUCUGCUAAGGGUGUGAGCCUGGACAGCGACGAGGAGGAUAUGAAGAAGCUCCUCGGAGGCCCCCUUGAUUCAUCUGAUGAAAGCUUGCCAAAAAAAUAUGAACUCCCUGUUCAGGAGACCCCCCCUCCUGUUAAAAAGUCAUACAUAAAAAGCAGUCAGACGUUCACUCCGGAACACCCCCCCUUCGCUGACAGAAACCCUCCAUCUAGAACAAAAUCGCCAUCGCCCACCCCUCCCAGCCGGGGGUCACCCAGGCGUAGUGGCAUCCGGAGGAGCCCCUCUUACUCUUUGAGAAACGCCUCCAUGGUUCUCUCUCCUACCCCUUCGCCUCCAAACAUCCCCUCUCUCGGAAGGACUGUGUCCCCCAGGGUCAAGUUCCUGAGGCCCUCCCUGUCUUCUGUUUCGGUGCACAGUGAAAUCCAUUCAUUGGACGAGCUGUUCCCAGAUGCCCCACCCUCUGAUGACACAAUCAGUGAGCAAAGUGAGACAUCUGAGUUCAAGAUUAACAUUAUGAGUUUGGAUGAACUUGUUCCAGACACCUUAGGAGCAGUUAAGAAACCAGUAGAAAAGAAAAAAACUAAGGAAGAUUCGGUCAAGAAGACAGAAUCCCCUUCGCUCAGCUUAAACGUGGUGCUUGCUGAUGACGUCUUGAGCGAGGAAGAGAUCCAGCCCGCUGAAGACAAAAUGGAAUACGAGAGCGACUUUGAGAGUGAGAUACAGACCGAGGACCACAGUGUGAGCGAGAUCUCCGAGCACCUUGGACGCGGGGAUAAGGACACGUCCACAGCCUCUGAGGUGUGGGAUGGGUCCAGGAGAGCUGGCGAAUCCGAAAAAUCAGUAUCGUACUCCUCCCGGUCAGAGUUCAACAGAUCAGAUGGGUCACAAAGCGGCAGCAGAAGGGGUUCGUAUUUGCGAUCAUCCGCCUCUGCCUCCCUCUCUGACACCAUCACACCGCCCCACGAGCGACGCAAAGCCCGUCAGACAGCGCAAGAGGCUGGAGUACAGACGCAGAUGGACGGGCUCUCCUACACCUGGGCUUCAGGUUGGGCUGCUUUGGGUCCCUCAGUCGGAAUGUCUCACGUGGACCCCACUCCAAUCGCAAGUCACAUCGUCAGCGCCGAGGCAGUGGAAGCCCUGACGGCAUACAGUCCUGCAGUGCUGGCGCUCAACGACAUGCUGAGACAGCAGCUGGCCCUGACCCGGCAGAUUGUGGAAGUCAACAGGCACCUUCACUCUUCACUGCUCGAGUCCCUGGGCCCCGCUAACUACAGCUACACAACCCUGGAGGAUACGAAGGAGUUUAUACGUCGCCACAAGUCUCCCAAAUUGACAGUGGAGGAGGCUCUGGAGGAGGUGCUUCAGGAGAUGAGGGAGUACCACUAUAUCUGACCCGGAGCAGCAGAAACACUGAGAAAGAUGGAAGAGUGGGACAAGCAUACUGUACCUGCUCAAGUGAGAGGGAUAGUUCAGCCUAAAAAUGGCCGUUGUCCAUAAAUUCUUUUCACCUCAAGAAAUGUCAGAGAUCCCUCAAGAGUGGUAAUUGUCAGGUCAAAAGACAUUUCAGAACAGAAGUAAUUCCAUUUACUUUUUGGGGAAAUUAUCCCCAAAAGGUAAA
This is a messenger RNA of Anguilla rostrata (American eel), 2593 nucleotides long. RefSeq names its product chromosome 4 C19orf44 homolog (gene c4h19orf44). The record is from RefSeq and is a predicted model, not a curated record. The transcript is spliced from 8 exons. The coding region runs from base 328 to 2367 and encodes 679 amino acids. NCBI's taxonomy places the organism in Eukaryota, Metazoa, Chordata, Actinopteri, Anguilliformes, Anguillidae.